AUGGCUUCAGAUUCACUUGUUUUCCGGUAUUUCUGGAUAUUUGGACUUAUCAAUAAUGUGUUGUAUGUGGUUAUCUUGUCAGCAGCAGCCGAUAUAGUAGGACCUGGCCUGCCUAAAGCAUUAGUUCUUCUGCUAGACAUACUGCCGGCAUUCGUCUUAAAACUCACGGCUCCGUUCUUCAUUCAUAAAUCAGCACACCGCCACAGAAUUGCGGUUUUGAUAGGUCUCAGCUGUGUGGGGAUGGUUUUGGUGGCUGGCCGCAAGCUUAGCGCGUGCGUCGCAGGAAUUAUUCUGGCGUCGUUGUCGUCAGGGUUGGGUGAACUAACUUUUCUGCAAUUGACCCAUUAUUACCAGCAACCCGGUCUCAAUGGCUGGAGUUCAGGAACAGGAGGUGCAGGCCUGUUUGGAAGUGGAAUGUACAUGUUGUUAACCUCGAUUUUGAAAGUACCCGUAAAUCUCUCGCUUCUGCUGUUCAGCGUAUUGCCAUUCGCCUUUUUACUUUAUUUCCGACUCGACAAGCAGCAGCAUAUGUAUGCCAAUGUUGAGAACGAUUACGCCUCCGCAGGGUUCGAUUUCACUUCCAGCACGACUGAGACCGAAAUGCCCGUCGAUGACUCUGCAAGUGCUCCGCAUAUUGAGCGUAACAAAUGGACUGCGAUGAAAAGCCAUGUAAGCGGAACGCUACUCAGAAUAAAAGGCCUCGUUGUUCCUUACAUGCUGCCACUGUCUGUAGUGUACCUCUUCGAGUACAUGAUCAAUCAGGGCGUAUCGCCAACGCUGUUGUUUCCGCUGGACGAGAAACACAGCCACCCGUUUUUCUUUCACAAGUACCGAGACAUAUAUGUCACCUACGGGACGUUAUAUCAGCUUGGAGUGUUCAUAUCACGUUCAAGCGGAUCGUUGCUCCAGAUCAGAAGACUCUAUAUUCUAGCCAUUUUGCAAGGCUUGAAUUUGGCUCUGGCUAUAAGUCAAUCUUGGUUCUAUGUGGUGCGCUCUGUGUAUCCAGUGAUGUUCCUCAUAUUCUUCGAAGGUCUCUUGGGAGGUGCGUCUUAUGUUCACACCUUCAAAAAUAUUAUACAUGACGUUGACAUUUCGGAACGAGAGUUCUCGCUUGGAGCCGUUUCUAUGUCAGACUCAUUUGGUGUUCUUUUGGCAGCUUUCGCUGGCAUUGCUCUAGAACCGAGAUUAUGCUCGCACCAGGUCGAUACUGGAAGGCCAUGGUGCCUGAAAGAAUGA
Lachancea meyersii CBS 8951 is the source of this 1236-nucleotide messenger RNA. The record is from the annotation of a GenBank genome assembly. Lineage: Eukaryota; Fungi; Ascomycota; Saccharomycetes; Saccharomycetales; Saccharomycetaceae.